AAAUUGGAUUUAGUCUUCUUCAAAGGGACCGACAGUCAUUCCAGGCCCCGCCCCUCCACCCUGUACGCAGUGACGUCGGUGCACAGCACGACCUGCGCCACUCAGUCCGCCGCAGCAGAAUCUCCAUCAGCCGCUCCAACACGUGAACUCAGCACUGGAAGCGUCUGUCAAACACGACACAAACAGCGUCUUAUCAGUAGAAUAGAUUGGUCCCGCUCAGCAUCAGAUAAUGGAAGCGGCAUUCUCCUCCAGUCAGUGCAGUUAUGAAGAGUAUAAGGAGACAGCAGACUGGCUGCUGGCCCACACAGAGCAGCGUCCUAAAGUAGCCAUCAUCUGUGGUUCAGGCCUGGGCGGUCUGGCUGACCUGAUGGCUGACAAGACUGUGUUCCCGUAUAAGGAUAUUCCACGUUUUCCCACCAGCACUGUGCCGGGCCAUGCCGGCCAGCUGGUGUUCGGGAGGCUGCAGGGCCGUGAGUGUGUCUGCAUGCAGGGGAGAUUCCACUUCUACGAGGGCUACAACAUACACACUGUGACGUACCCAGUGCGAGUCUUCUUCCUGCUGGGUGUGGAAACUCUGAUUGUGACAAACGCAGCGGGGGGACUCAACAGAAGCUACGAUUUGGGAGACAUCAUGCUUAUAAAGGAUCACAUCAACAUGCCAGGCUUUGCAGGGCAGAACCCACUUUGUGGGCACAAUGAUGACAGGUUUGGAGUGCGUUUUCCUUGCAUGUCGGAUGCCUAUGACAUGGAGCUGAGGGCCUUGGCCAAGCAAACAGCAAAGGAGCAGGGCUGCGACAGCUUCCUGCAAGAAGGGGUUUACUGCAUGCUGGCUGGACCGUCAUUUGAGACCAUUGCAGAGUGCAGAGCACUGCAGAUGCUGGGAGCGGAUGCUGUGGGUAUGAGUACUGUGCCAGAGGUGGUGGUGGCUCGUCACUGUGGCUUGCGUGUCUUGGGUCUCUCCCUCAUCACCAACAAGGUUGUGACUGAAUACGACAGCGUUGAGAAGGCAAACCAUGAGGAGGUGCUGAGGACUUCCCAGUACAGAACCCAGGACGUCCAGAGGCUCGUCAGCCACCUCAUUGCCAAGAUCUAGUACCUUCAUCUGAAAUCUGCAGACAAAAAACAUGUCCAGUUUCAUAAUUAUGGCAUUUGUGAACAUUCCUAGCUUUGAGAUAAAAAAAAUGUUUUGGUGCAGAUGGCAAACUGGUCUAGAAUGUGUGGAUAGGUUAUAACUUGUUUGGGUAUUAUGUUGUGUUGUGGUUAACUGGGGGAGUGCGUGAAAUGUUUUUGAGGUAGAGAGUAGAAGAAAGACGUUUUUGAGAAUGUCAGGAAAUGUCCAUGGCAUUUGACUAAUAUUGACUAUUGUCUGUGUCUUUUGCCAUCCAGUGCUAUCAUCACAGCAAUAAUUCUCACAACCGUGGAACCAGUUCCCAUGAAUCACAAUCAUGGAGAACUUAUACAAUAUAUUUCUAACUAGGGGUGUUACGAUUUUAAAUAAAAAUCAGUUGAAAUUAGCUUUUGAUUUUAGUUAUCAAAAUUAAAAACAGGAUUGGCAAUUCAAACAAGAGAACUGCAAAAUCCUCCCACUUCCCUGAAGUCACCGGUGAGGCAACAUUUAGCCUUUACAACAAACCAUAAGGCACAUGGGCUCCAACGGGACUUCAUGGUGCAUUCUGGUGCCCCUCGUUAAACUCACGGUUCAUUUAUUUGCACCUGUUAGCUCUGAGAAAGUCAAACUAUUGUUUGAAAGUACCUUUCUGCUAUCUAGUGGCUCUAACUGUGGCAUUGCCGUCACCCCUGAAAAAAGUUUUAAUUUAAAAUUGAAAUUGGGGGCAAAUAACAAUAAUUAGUGCGGGAUUCCCAAAACAGAAGUAUACGUACACCUGUACCCACACCCAGCAGUGAUGUUAUAGUGUACUGACACAUCUUGGAGUACACUUUACAUCAUUGCUUGGAGCUAAGGAAGUUAAACCACUGGAGGAAAAAAACAAACGUUGGGUUUCUACUUGUGAAUACGGUAAACAAUUCCCAUAUUUAAAAUGACCAUGUUCUCAUAAAUCCCAGAUCAUGAAUUAAUGAAUGCAGUAGGAAUACAGUGGUGGCUGUUGUACAACCCUCAUUGGUAUGUACUAUAGUCCUACCUGCUUUAGUGCUAUACAGCUUACAAAUAGACUGGGACCUCUCUGGUGGCUGAACCUUUAAAUUAAUAUUUAUAAUAGACAAUUGUAUGGUCAGUUUAUGCUGCUCACUACUAGAUUAAGAUGUUUUCUGGAGACACUGUGUACUGUGUGUGUUGGACUUGACAUGUUGGUGGAGGGAUAGAGGAUAAAAGCACAUUACUUCUCUAGCCAGGUUUUAGGAGUGAAUCCACAUAAAAUGAUUAGAGAGAAUAUAUUAAAUAAGUAUUGUGAUCAAAUAGGAUCAACUGGCAACUUUCCUUUAUUUUGUGAUUACUUGUUAUUAACAGUGGUAAACAAUACCACGUUGCUACUGUUUAUUCUUAAGUAGACACAACACUUAUUUUAAUGAUCUAAUGUAUUAUUAAAUGUAUUUAUUGAUUAAAAAAUUUGACAAAAAUGCCAUGUCAAUCCUAA
Etheostoma spectabile (orangethroat darter) is the source of this 2594-nucleotide messenger RNA. RefSeq names its product purine nucleoside phosphorylase 6 (gene pnp6). The transcript is spliced from 6 exons. Gene Ontology annotation, cellular component: cytoplasm. The coding region runs from base 230 to 1093 and encodes 287 amino acids. Gene Ontology annotation, molecular function: purine-nucleoside phosphorylase activity. Lineage: Eukaryota; Metazoa; Chordata; Actinopteri; Perciformes; Percidae. Gene Ontology annotation, biological process: nucleoside metabolic process. The record is from RefSeq and is a predicted model, not a curated record.